Messenger RNA from Pollicipes pollicipes, 498 nucleotides. Its product is annotated as nipped-B-like protein B. The transcript is spliced from 2 exons. The coding region runs from base 193 to 483 and encodes 96 amino acids. The record is from RefSeq and is a predicted model, not a curated record. NCBI's taxonomy places the organism in Eukaryota, Metazoa, Arthropoda, Thecostraca, Pollicipedomorpha, Pollicipedidae.
UUGCCGGUCUGCGAGAGGUGCUGUGAGCGGCGUGGCGCGGUGGUGGCGGUGAGGCGAGUGGUGAGGAUUGGGUUUGAGGGAAUCGAAAGGCCUGUUUCGGCUCGGUUUUGUCACUUGGGAGUUUCUGGAGAAGAGUGGUCUUAUCCAGCUUAAUAGCGAAGUGUUGGGAGACCAGAAAGCCGUCCUUCCGAAAUGGCUAUCCCUCGCUUGGCGGCUAGGCUCCUAUGGACCCGAACCAGACAGAUCUCCGCGCUGCCGGCAGUAGCUGCGUUGCGAGUUCAGCGUCCGGUCACGUUUCCACAGGUGCUGUUCGCCCAGCAGCGCCACUGCUCGUCCGGCAAGAAGCCGCCCACGCCUCGAGGCCAGCCGUCCUCGUCCUCGUCGUCCUCGUCGUCCUCGUCGAGCGACUCGGACUCCUCUGAUGAGGAGGUGGACGGCAGGAAGCCCUAUGGGAAGCGGGUCAGUGUCGCAGGUGCACGGUAACCGUGCGGCACUGUG